Vollenhovia emeryi is the source of this 884-nucleotide messenger RNA. RefSeq lists its product as uncharacterized. Lineage: Eukaryota; Metazoa; Arthropoda; Insecta; Hymenoptera; Formicidae. The coding region runs from base 274 to 837 and encodes 187 amino acids. The record is from RefSeq and is a predicted model, not a curated record. The transcript is spliced from 3 exons.
AAUAUAAUAUAAAAGUCAAGAAAUAAAAACAAAUAUGUCAAGAAUAAUAUUGACAUUUUUGGUGUAUAAACAUAUCAGUUUCAUAUUGGAACAGUUAGUAUAUCCAUCAUUCUAUGUUAAUAGAUUGUGACAUAUAAUUAUAGUUGAUUGAGUAUUUUAAUAACUAUAAGUGCCUUGAUUAAAAUUGCAAGGAGCCACUAUCGCUAUUACGAUACAUCUUAUGCAUUCUACUGGCCAAGACAAGUGCAGUUUGUAAUAGCAACGGUGUAUACAAUGACCAAAAAUAUUCGAACGAUUUUAAUGCCAUUUCUAACGAUUAGUUGUGUGUUUGGUUUAAGAAUUGCUGAUUUAUCUGUAAAUCAUUUCAAGCUAUGGUUUAGUCUUUUAUAUAUAUUGUUAGUUUGGUUAAUUUACUAUUUCCUUUCAACAUGUUCACUAAUAUAUUCCGUCAAUAACUCUUAUCCAAUUGAAUACCACAUAUGCUAUUGGUUGGAGAUGCUUAUAAAUUUUUUAUCAAUUGUGUUUGGUGCAUACCAUAAUAAGAAAUUUCAGAACUGCUUAAAAAAGAUUGAUAUUGUUGACGAUACACUGUUAGAACUCGGAAUUGUGACAGAUUAUGAUAAGCUAUAUAAAAAAUCACUGUGGCUUGUCUCAGGAUGGUUCAUAAUAGUCUUAUCAAUAAAUAUUGUAACGGCAUUAUUUGUAAAAGUUGACAAGGACUGUAACAUCUUUACUGCUAUGUUUGCCGUCUUUGUACGAAAUUAUUCUUUUCAUAUUAAUGUUAUUGGUGACUUGACUACUACAACUAUUCUUGGGCAAGUGCAACAGGAGAUUUAAUAAAUCGAUUAUUGUAUUCCACUUGUGAUAUUGAAGUUCGUGAAACC